GGAAUGAGUGAUGUUGAUGGAAACCAAUGGUUGUUGCAGCUGAAGCAGUGGUGUACCGUAUAAGGAGAAAGGGAAGUUAACUGCGUGCGGUAGCUGUUAGUAAUAUGAGUGCGGAAGGGGUGCAGCUUGAAUUGGAUGCAGGUUAUUUCAUUUCCUCGGCCAGGAGGCGCCUCUCUACACCUGACUGAAUAGAUUUUCACAAAGUUGCAAAAAUGCUGAGUUUGGGAAGUGGGGGAGGAAAAUCUACAAAGCCGUCUUUUGUCUCUUAUGUCACUCCAGAGGACAUGAAAAUAAAAGAAAAAGAGGAGGGCUUAAAAAGAUCAAAGCAUCCAGAUUUACUGCCAGGUGAAGUGGUGUUCUGCAGUGCGAACCAUGUGCUGAAGUACACCCAGGAUGAUGUGUCACAGCACGGCGUGUACGGGACUCUGCUCUGUACCAACUUCAAGAUCGCCUUCAUCAGUGACGAGACCUCUUCACAAGAGACGGCACCUCCGUUUAGGAAUAAACUUUUAAGAGAAAAUGAUAUUCCCCUGACUUGCGUGGACCACAUCUACGGAGUGAAUGAUGAAAAGAAAAAGCUGAUAAUAGGAUGUCAAGUUAAGAGCAAGUACCCUUCAAAACUCAUAAUCCAGUGUAAGGAUCUGAGAGUCUUUCACUUCUCGUUGACAUACGCAAAAGAAGAGGAAGCUAAAAAGAUAUUCCAAGGAAUUGUUCACCACAGCCUUGAACCCAAGUCUCUCAAAUGUGUUUUUGCUUUUUCUUACUGUGAAACAGCAUCACCAUCCCAAGCCUCUCGGAAAAGAAGUUUGACUUCAAUGUUUGAAACAAAAGAGGACUGGAGCAUGGAGCUGGGCCGCACUAAAGGGAAUUGCAAAGUGUCGAGUGCCAAUGAGCAUUAUGUUAUCUCUGAGAAGCUGCCACAGUUCUUUGUCGUCCCCUUUGCUGUUUCAGACGACGAUAUUUUGAGAUUCCUCGGUAAAGGAAUACCUUUCUGGUGCUGGUCCCAUCACAGUGGCUGUGCUCUUUUUAAAAUGGCUUGUUUACCUGCCAUUCAGGAGGAUGGUAUUUCACAGAAAUACAUGCACAGGAUGCUUGAUGCAGUUACCCAGGACCAGCUCUGUCCAGUGAAAGUAGAGGACCUGUCCAGCUGCCUCCCUGCCCUUCAGGACCUCCAGCUGUCAUACAACAAGUUCAAACAGCUCUUCCUCAUUGAUAGUACUGCUGAAUUUUGGGUAUCUGAUAUGAAAUGGUUUUCUUCAUUGGAAAAUUCUGGCUGGCUGGAAAUCAUCAGGCAGUGUCUUGUGAAAGCAGUUGAGAUUGUAGAUUGUCUGGAAAGUGCGCACACCAGUGUAUUGAUCGUAGAGGAGCACUGCUCAGACCUGUGCUGCGUGCUGUCCAGCCUGGUCCAGAUUAUGCUGGAUCCAUAUUACAGAACCCGCUCCGGCUUCCAGAGCCUCAUUCAGAAAGAGUGGGUGGCAGGCGGCCAUAGCUUUCUCGAUCGUUGCAACCAUCUUUACCAGAAGGAAAAGGAGGUACCCGCUCCGGUGUUCCUGCUGUUCUUGGAAUGUGUCUGGCAGUUACUUCAGCAGCAUGCUCCUGCAUUUCAGUUUUCAGAAACAUACCUGACUGUCCUAUCUGACAGCAUCCACAUUCCUCUCUUCAGCACGUUCCUCUUCAAUUCUCAACACCACAGAGACACAGCUAUGAAGCCAGGUCACCCUGAAGCACAAAGGAGCCCUUUGAAUUUCCCCUCUGUGUGGGAUUGGUCAGUGCAGUUCGAUUGCAAAGCCCAGUCUCUCUUCACUAACCCCCUUUAUGUGGAGAAGCCAAUACAAGACAAAACCCUGAGGAAAACUUCUCACCAAAAACACCAAAGACAGCUGUCUUUACCAAAUGCCUUGUCCAAGCCUUCUCCAAAAAAGGGCUUCUUUAAGGAAGAAACAGAUAACCUCAAAAAGAUUUUUUUAGGCAAGAGGAUCGGCAAAUGGCUGAACCCAACGGAGAGCUCCAAGGAGUUGUAUGAGUCCUGGCAGAGGAAGCCUCUGGAUUACCAGGGCCUGCUACUGCCCUGUCUGGACGGCCCGGCCAUCCGAGUCUGGAUACAGAGGUACCUGCGCUGGGUUCCAGAGGCCCAGAUCUUUGGAGGUGGCUCAAUCACGACUGUCAACAGAGUCUUGGAGCUGGCUGGCGAGAUCCAGAACCUGCAGAAGGAGGUCGAUAGGCGCUCCUGCAGAAUGAACUCUUCCAUUGCGUGGACGCCGGUCUACUCGGGCCCUCCUUUGUCUGCCCGCCUCUCUUCCUUCCCCUUCACUGCCAUGCAUGCCUGGUCUUUCAAACCUGCCAUACCAAGCAGCAUUCGGCAGAGUCUGGGCUCAGUGAGCAGCCUGGCUGACAAGGAGGAUGAUGACUGUCAGGUGUCAGGUGUGCUUUAAGAGACACACAAUCCAGUUGCUUUCCAUUGCCGUGUUUAAGAAUCAGCGAGAGGAGGCUGUUAGUCCCAUUCAAGCUCAUCCUGGUUUCUACUUUCUGAUUUGAAAAAAAUCCUUGCGCAAAGAUCUUCACAUGUAAAAAGAGGAGCAUAAGAAUCCAGAACAGUUCUAGAAUUCCGUGACUAAUCGGUGUUUCUGUUUGUCUUAACCCUUCAUAUGGAUGCUUGUCAUAUAAACAUGUUUGUAGAGUUAAUGAGCCCUACAGUCUCUGUCAUUCUCCAUGUCUAGUAAAAUAGGAUUCCUGGGGCACAGUGUGCUACUUUUGUGGAUAGUUUAUCAUCUUGUUCACCAGUUCUGUUCCCCACAGACUGUUUUAAAUUGGAUUAUGUUGUAGGCUCCUGCAGGGAGUUUGAAUCGAUACAGGAAACCUUGUACUCUUUUAAAAUUUUUAUCUUAAUCACGCAAGGACAUUUUUAUAUACAAAAAAAAACAAUUGGGUCCUAAAAAGCUAUUUACCUUUGUUUUUUAUAAGAAUAAUAGCAGAUUGCUUAAUACAUUCACCAAAUAUAAUGCACAAGUAUUUACACUUCAAUGCUGCACAAUAAUUCUGUCUUGCCUUUGGUUGUAUGUACUGUAAGUAAAAGAAUUCACAUUCUAGUUUGAAACUACCUUCUUAAAGGUUGCUUUUGACUGCAUUUUAAAUGGUAAUUGAUGCUCGCUUUACAUGUUAAGGUGCAAUCCUUUUUAAUGAAGAAGAAUAAUAAUAAUAUUGAUCUAAACCUUGUUAUACAGUAGAAAUGCCGUGCAGAAAUACCAUGUUUUAUUUGUUCAGCUGCAGCCUGGUCAUGGCUGCUAUGAAUAUAACAAAGAGGUUAGUAUCCUGGCCAGCUAUAUAGAACAGUGUGCACAUGUAUUAGAACACCUCAUUGUUUCUAUAUUGCUGACAUGAAAUUGAAAUUCUCACACCCACAGGUUUUCAUACAGGCAGGCAUUGUGGUUUUUUUUAAAUUUUGUUUUAUUGAAACAAUACAAAACCAUUAAUGAAAAUGCUGAUCACAUUUAACUUUAAGUGACCCUUUAAAAGCACUUUUAAAUUUGGAUAGGAUAAUAAUGUUUUAACCAAUUAAAUGUGCACUGACUUUUUUUUUAUGAAUCAAUGUAAACAGAGUUGUGAAUAAUGUCAAUGCUGUGUGGUGGUUUAUGCAGCAAGUCCUUACACUGUUCUCUUUUUCAUUGGCUGCUUCAUGUCUUUAAUACUACUGGUGUAUUCUCUGAAUAAUAAUACCAUCAAUUCUACAUGUGUAGAGGUUGGGGUGGCAUGUAAAUGCAGAUUCUGAAACUCUGUCUGCGACAAGAAUUUCUCCCUUAAACGGUCAAUUAUGCGGCAGUAACCAAAUUUAAAGUUGUGGUAUUCCACAAUUAACUAUCUUCUUUCAUGUCCGUUAACAUAGCCUGCUGUUAAAUGUGUUCAAAUAAAUGAAACGUAUGAGGCACCUUUUUUAACGAUGUGACACUUGCACUCUUAUGCUACGCACACGUCACUUCAUUAAAGCUGUGCUGUUUACCAGCCGUUAUCUUCCUUUCUUUCUUUGUCGUCACACGUGUGUGUCAAGGAAUGAAAGCCUUGUAACUGUGCCUUUGCACUGUAACAGAAAGGGGCCUCUAUGCAGGGUGAACCUGAGUUUUGCUACUGCUAUGGUAAGUUUACAUAAGCUAUACAAGAUCAAUAUCCUAGAGAUUUUUUUUUUUUUUUUUAUAGAUGGUUUUUUGUUUAAUCUCCUAUUCAUGUGUACAACUGUAUUAAAUCACAGUGAUAAACACUGAAAUGACUGUUUUAUAGCACAGCACUGAUGAUGAUAUGAACGGAAAUAAAAAAAAAAUGAGGACCUUUGUUUAGCUUGGUGUGUAUUGUUGGAUAGUGUAGCGGUUGAAGGAUGUAUUUUUUUUUUCAUGUGUACGUUAUGUAAUUGCUGUUAUUAAAGAUUAAUUGAUCUUGUUUUCAGUAGACACUGAAAACAUGAACGUUUGGUUUUGUUUUGCUACUUUGCACGUUUGUAUCCAAAAUGUAAUUACCUUCAUGUGUGCUAAUAACAAAAAUAAAUAAAAACUGCCAGCAAAAACAGCAGAACAACAGCAUAAACAAAACUUAGACAAACUAAAAUGUCUCAUAACAACAAUAAACAGUAUAUUUGUCCUGUC
This is a messenger RNA of Polyodon spathula (Mississippi paddlefish), 4628 nucleotides long. RefSeq names its product myotubularin-related protein 12-like. NCBI's taxonomy places the organism in Eukaryota, Metazoa, Chordata, Actinopteri, Acipenseriformes, Polyodontidae. The transcript has 16 exons. Bases 213 to 2432 code for a protein of 739 amino acids. The record is from RefSeq and is a predicted model, not a curated record.